This is a messenger RNA of Triticum aestivum (bread wheat), 1659 nucleotides long. RefSeq lists its product as uncharacterized. The transcript has a single exon. Gene Ontology annotation, cellular component: nucleus. Lineage: Eukaryota; Viridiplantae; Streptophyta; Magnoliopsida; Poales; Poaceae. The record is from RefSeq and is a predicted model, not a curated record. Bases 809 to 1429 code for a protein of 206 amino acids.
AAGGAAUAAAAAUCUCUAAUCUAAAGUACUAACCGAAGAGAAGGCACCUGGAUUCUCUUCCCCGCCACCGGCCGUCGGAGCGGCAGGCGAAGGGUUUGUGAAUCCACAAGCUCAUCGGUGAAACCUGCGGCGUAUAAUUAACAUGUUCCCCCUCGUCCAGACCCAUCGCAAGGAAAGCGAAAACCUAGAUUUGCUUUAUCGGGUAUCAAACGGGAACUCCGAGCAAAUAAAACACAUUUCAAAAGAAGUCUGGAGGAAAGAGAUUGUCAUAGCCGCCUAGUAUUAGAAACAUAGUGGAUCAUAGCAGCCUAGGUUUUUGUUUGUACUCUAAAAAAAAUCGACGAGAUAAAAAAAAUGAGCUAGUAGCAUGCGUACGUCGCAAAGUUGCAAGACAAUACAAUCACCCACACAACAACCCAAGAGAAAUCCACACGGCGAUCGAUGGGCAGACGAUGAGAUACAUGCCAGUACAAGGCUAGGCGGCCGACACCCGAUUUAAACUACACAUUCUCCCCUCCCGCCGGUGACAUCAUAUCCUUCAAAUUUCAAGCCAGCCUUUGGAGAUUGGUUUCGUCUUCCUCCUCACCGUCGCCAUCACCAUCGGCAACCUUUGCAACAAGCCACCCCCUUCCUCCAGCCAUAUAUACCUCCACGCCUCCUCCUCGCCCUUCUCAUCUCCUCAUCGAUCAUUCCUAGCAAGCUCGCCCUCUCUCGAGAAAACAGAAGGCUCUCCUCUCUCUCUCACGGAAAACAGAAGGCUCUCCGGCUCUACUCCCCCGAGCUCUACACCCCGGCCUCUGCAUCUCUAAUGGGGGAGCACGCGUACGACCACAGCAGCAGCAGCGGGGGCGGCAUGAGCCCGUCGACGCCGCCGGUGCAGCAGCGCAGGGGCCUCUCCCGCCACGCGACGGCGCCCAGGGCCACCACAACGCGGCCGGCGAUAAGGAUCAUCCACAUCAUCGCGCCGGAGAUCAUCAAGACCGACGUCGACAACUUCCGGGACCUCGUGCAGCGCCUCACCGGGAGGCAGCACCACCAGCCGGCCGACGUCACGGCGAACGACCGCGCGGCAGUGACGGUGGGCGUGGCGACCACGCCGCCGUCGCCCGUAGAGGAGAAGCCGCAGCCGCAGAAGAAGAGGCUGGCACCAGCGCCGGCGCUGGCGGACGAUUUCGUGGCGCAGCAGGAGAACAAGAGGAGGAAGAAGAUCAAGUGCGAGGUGGUGAAGGUGGAGGAAGGAGGGUUGGGCUACGGCGGCGGCGACCUCGACUUCAGCGAGCUGUGGAUGGAUCUCAACCCCGGGGGCUUCCUGAGCUUCUUGGAGGAGGACGUGUUCCAGGGGAUGAUGGCUCCUGACCUGCUGCAGCAGCCGCUGGGGGCGCCGAGGAUGGAUUUAGUUGGUGAAAUGUGCGCCUCCUUUCUGGCUUAGUUAGUUAGCCAGAGCUGUUCUUGUGAUCUUUAUCUUGUUUUUGUGAGAAUUUUUUGCACUUUGGUUGAGAGAAAUGGAUUCUUUUCUCUCUUUCACUAGAUGAACAUAUUUACAGUGGUCUUGAAAGAACUUGCGCCCAUGGUUGCAAAUACUAGUAGUGAUUAUGUAAGCCUCCCUGGUGGGAUGAUGAUCAAUGAUCAUCCAAGGAAUAUGAUCGGUUUGGGUGCCUA